AUGAAUAAGGCUAUGAUGGUCAAAUGGAUCGUGAAAUUCAGGAACGAAACAUCACAUCUUUGGACGAAAGUUAUUAAGGCAAUACAUGGUAGGAAACGAAGCUACCCAUCCAUUCCAUUGAAGAGCUCGAUUACAGGUGUGUGGAAAAAUAUUGUAAAUUUAGGAAAGGGGCCGAACCUCAACUUAUCAGAUGUUCAAAAUAGGCUGGAAGUGCAAUUGGGAAAGGGUGACAAAACUUUUUUCUGGUUGGAUAAAUGGGCAGGGAAUUUUUCAUUACGGGAACGUUUUCCCAGCCUGUUUACUUUGGAAAAUGAAAAACAUUGCUUUGUGGAGCAACGUUAUUGUCUUAUGGAGGGGCAAAUCUCGUGGGUAUGGGGUGGUGGAUCCUUGGUCAAUCAUUCACAGGCAUCAGAGGAGUGGAACGAGUGUGUUAAGCUGCUGGAAGAUGUCAAGAUAGAGAUGAAAUCGGAUGAAUGGUUAUGGAGACAAGAUGAAACAAGAGAAGUAUUCAAAGUAAACCUCUUACGUACAGAGCUGGAUAGCAUUCAAAGCAUUCCGGAAACACAGGUUCUAAAAUGGCUAAGUUGGAUACCGAAAAAAAUUAAUUGCUUUUUGUGGAGGGCGGUGCUGGAUCGGAUUCCGACAAGGGAGGCUUUGGCGAUAAGGAACAUAAAUAUCCCCUCGGUUCUAUGUGCCUUAUGCGGUUCGACAUCUGAAUCGGUCGAUCAUUUAUUGAUCUCCUGUCAAUAUGCACAGUUAGUAUGGACGGCGAUAUCUUUAUGGGUCAAAAUACCUCUCCCGAGAUAUUUACUCAGCUUGGUCGAAUUAUUGGAACAUAUUGAGUCUUACUGUUCGUCGAAAGAGAAAAAGAAGGCAUUAUAUCUAGUUGCUGCAGCAACAUGCUGGACCCUUUGGCGGAUUCGAAACAAUCUAAUCUUUAAUCAGAAAACAACACACGUAUCAAGGGCGGUCGGAGAUGUCAAGGCACUCUCUUUUUUAUGGAUGAAAGCAAGGGCUGGAAAAAUGGAGCUGGUUUGGAAAGAAUGGGGCAAAUUUAAUUGUUUCAUGUAA
This is a messenger RNA of Helianthus annuus (common sunflower), 1071 nucleotides long. RefSeq lists its product as uncharacterized. The coding region runs from base 1 to 1071 and encodes 356 amino acids. Lineage: Eukaryota; Viridiplantae; Streptophyta; Magnoliopsida; Asterales; Asteraceae. The transcript has a single exon. The record is from RefSeq and is a predicted model, not a curated record.